Synchiropus splendidus (mandarinfish) is the source of this 2250-nucleotide messenger RNA. It is a transcript of the gene gpt, whose product is annotated as glutamic--pyruvic transaminase. Gene Ontology annotation, molecular function: L-alanine:2-oxoglutarate transaminase activity; pyridoxal phosphate binding. Lineage: Eukaryota; Metazoa; Chordata; Actinopteri; Syngnathiformes; Callionymidae. Bases 416 to 1882 code for a protein of 488 amino acids. Gene Ontology annotation, biological process: biosynthetic process. The record is from RefSeq and is a predicted model, not a curated record. The transcript is spliced from 12 exons.
CUGGUUUGAUAUCAUUCAGAACAGUUGUUUAUGAGUCAAAGUGUUGAGCCUGUGUUGCUUCUGAGUGAGACCACAUGUCGCUGCUCCUCACCCGUCAGAAGCGCCCUGACCCCGCCACUAUAUCUCUCUGACCCCGACACCGAUAUACACCCGGCCGGGCGGAACCGACCCGAACUGUUUGUCCGGCCUCAGUAAACCUGCUGGGUUACACUUUUGGACCUGGAUGGUAAAAUAGGAGGAGCGUUGUCAAUGAUUUUGGAGCGGCACCUCCCUGACCCCAUUGUGCUGCGGAACAAAAGCGAGGUGCUCGCUGGAAGCGGCAUCCGUCCACAGCGGCCGAACCGAGCCGUGAUUGACAGCUGCAAGGAACCUGUCCAGCCUCAGCCCGCCGAGACAAGGCAUCCCCAAGGAGAAGAUGACCGAGGACGGUGCGCUGUCGCGGGCCAAAGUGCUGACCAUCGACACCAUGAACCCCGCGGUGAGGAAGGUGGAGUACGCGGUGCGGGGGCCCAUCGUGCAGCGGGCGGUGGAGCUGGAGAGGGAGCUGUCGGAGGGGGUGAAGAAGCCCUUCUCUGAGGUCAUCAAAGCCAACAUCGGGGACGCGCACGCCAUGGGCCAGCAGCCAAUCACCUUCUUCCGACAGGUGAUGGCGCUCUGCUCGUACCCAGAGCUGCUCAACGACGACUCAUUCCCUGAAGAUGCUAAAGGCCGGGCGCGGCGGAUCCUGCAGUCGUGUGGCGGGAACAGCAUGGGGGCCUACAGUGCCAGCCAAGGUCUGGACUCUGUCCGGCGGGAUGUGGCUCGCUACAUAGAGCGACGGGACGGCGGCGUUCACUGCAACCCGGACAACGUUUACCUGACCACGGGAGCCAGUGACGGCAUCGUGACCAUGCUGAAGCUGCUGGUGUGUGGCGAGGGAGCCAGCCGCAGCGGCGUCAUGAUCUCCAUCCCUCAGUACCCGCUGUACUCGGCAGCUCUGGCUGAACUGGACGCCGUGCAGAUCAAUUACUACCUGAACGAGGAGCGGUGCUGGAGCCUGGACAUCAGCGAGCUGCAGCGAGCUUUGGACCAGGCCAGAGGUCACUGCAACCCUCGGGCGCUGUGCAUCAUCAACCCUGGCAACCCCACUGGUCAGGUCCAGAGCAGACAGUGCAUCGAGGAUGUGAUUCGAUUUGCGGCGAAGGAGCGUCUCUUCCUGAUGGCCGACGAGGUCUACCAGGACAACGUGUACGCAGAGGGCUGCCACUUCCAUUCCUUCAAGAAGGUGCUGUUUGAAAUGGGGCCCGAGUACUCGAACACCGUGGAGCUGGCGUCCUUCCACUCCACCUCCAAGUGCUACAUGGGCGAGUGUGGCUUCCGCGGGGGCUACAUGGAGGUCAUCAACAUGGACGAGGAGGUGAAGGCGCAGCUUUCCAAACUGGUGUCAGUGCGGCUGUGUCCGCCUGUUCCCGGCCAGGCGCUCAUGGACCUGGUGGUCAACCCUCCUCAGCCGGGAGAGCCCUCCUACCCCCAGUUCAUCAAGGAGCGGACGGCCACCCUGAGCGCUCUGGCAGAGAAGGCCAAACUGACAGAGCAGGUCCUCAACACGGUCCCGGGCAUCAGGUGCAACCCAGUCCAGGGCGCCAUGUACUCCUUCCCUCGCAUCACCAUCCCGGAGAGAGCUGUCAGAGAGGCACAGGAGAAAGGCCAGCAGCCCGACAUGUUCUACUGCAUGAGGAUGUUGGAGGAAACUGGGAUCUGCCUGGUUCCUGGAAGCGGGUUUGGUCAGAAAGACGGAACCUUCCACUUCAGGAUGACCAUCCUGCCUCCCGCGGACAAGCUGAGGAUCCUCCUGAACAAAGUCAAGGAGUUCCACCAGAGGUUCACGCAGCAGUACUCCUGAACCCUCAUUCCACUCGCAUGUGACUGUGACUCAGUGCCUUCACGCAGACCCUGCCGGCCUCUGCUGGACAUUUGUGUGCAGGACGUGGAGGUGACAUUGGUUUAGACAUGUGGAUGGAUGGAUGGAUGGAUGGAUGAUGGAUGGAUGGAUGGAUGGAUGGACAGCAGGUUAGAGAAGCAGCGGUGAGUAUGACGUCUGUGUGCCGAGCUUGAAAACACCAUGUGAAAGAUUUGCAUUCCUGCAGCUGAUACUUGACAGGGACGACGUGCAGAAGAGUCCCGCUGUGAUUUCUAAUGUUUUGUAGAUGAAAACAUGGUUAUUUAUACCUCAUUGUCGGUGAUGAAGACGAAUAAAGGUGUUGAAAGGAA